AUGAUCCACCCACCGUCUCCACCUCCACAACUUGACCCGCUUACAAAACCCGAACCCAUUUACUCUGACUAUACAUUAGAAAUCCCCGACGAAUGUCUCGCCCAAGUAUUCCAAUCCCUUUCCUCCGACGACAGAAAAAACUGUUCUCUCGUUUGUAAAGGCUGGUUUCUUGUUGAAGGUCAAAGCCGAUGUCGUCUUUCUCUAAACGCCGCUGAAAAAAUCUCAACUCACUUGCCGAAUAUUUUCUCAAGAUUCAAUUCUCAAUCUUUCUUUCACUAUAUCAUCCACACAACGAAUCUCAGUUUCACACUUGCUCCUGAUGGAGUUGAUGAAACAAGAGCAAAUGUUGAUGAUGAUAGAACUCUUCUGCAUAGCUUAUCAGUAGGGAUUAGUCACACUAAUGGCAGUAUCUUCACACCUUUUCAACCAAAUUUCGAGUUUCCUGAUGAUGGAACGGAAGCUUACUCAACUAAAAGAACAAAUUAUUGCUUAGCAGAUGGUUCUAAUUCUACGAUCAAAGAUGGCAUUAUUCUAAAAUCCCAAACCGAAAUUUUUGAGUUUGGAUUCUUCACUCCUAGUGAGAAAAUCGACGAAAAUAACAAGUACUUAGGCAUAUGGUACUACAACUCCAAUCCAAAGAUAGUUGUAUGGGUAGCUAAUCGAGAGAAACCUCUAUCAAAUUCUAAUGUAAAACUUGUUAUAAAAGAUGGGAAUGCACAAGUUUUAGGUACAGAUGGUUCAUUAUACUGGCGAACUGAUUCUGUUGCAUCAGAAGAUCCUACUGAACUGUGUUUAAAUGAUCUUGGUAACCUAAUUUUAUCAAGUCAAGAGAGAAAAUUCAUCGUGUGGCAAAGUUUUGAUCACCCAACAAACACAUUUCUUCCAGGGAUGUCGGUAAAUGGGAGUUUGAAGCUUAUAUCAUGGCCAAAUAAUAGUAGUCCUGCACCAGGAUCUGCACAGUUUGUGCUACAAACGGAAAAUGACAGUAAUGCGAUUAUUAUACAAGGGUAUCGUCAGUAUUGGGACAUCAAAACCGACUGUUCUGCUAAGAUUCCAUAUGCGUUAUCUGAACUUUUGAAUGAUCGAACCGGGAAAGCCUCUCUUCCGAACAACACAAGACUAGUGAUGAACUUCACUGGAAGCUCCGGACAGAUUCAGUUAUGGAAGCGCGGAAGUAGUAAUAAAAGUUGGUUUUUGGAUUGGGUCGAGCCUAAAGAUAGGUGUAGUUUCCAUGAUGUAUGUGGAAAUUUUGGAAGUUGUAAUAGUAAUUAUGGUUUGCCUUGUAAGUGUUUGCCUGGAUUUCGGCCUAGUUCGUUACAGGAAUGGAAUUUGGGAUGUUAUACUGGUGGAUGUGUGGCAAAAUCGGGGAGUCUGAAUCAAAGACAAAAUACUUCUGCAGACACAUUCUUGAAAUUGCCGAGGAUGAAAGUUGGAAGUGUAGAUUGUAGUGCUUCUGUAGAAAGCAAUUGUGAGCUACAAUGCCUUAGGGAUUGUACUUGUGUAGCGUACUCUUAUGGUAUUGCGAACUGCACGGGAAUGGGCAGUACGACUGAGAAGAGGUGCUUAACAUGGACUAAUCUACCGCGCUUAGAAGAGGAAUUUUCUCAAGGGAUUACCCUCUUUGUUCGUGUACCAGCUUCUGAUAUAGGAUCAAGUUCAAGAAAUUGCACACCAUGUGGAGCUUAUGCAAUCCCCUAUCCCCUAAGUUCUGAUAGAUCGAAAUGCGGAGACUCCAUGUAUUCUAACUUUCACUGUAAUUCAGACACAGGGCAGGUUAACUUCUCGAUUCCAACAGGUACAUUCAGAGUCGCCUUGAUUGAUCCAGACACGAAAACAUUUACCAUACAAGUCAUGCAAGCCAAUAGUUGUGACAGUCGAUAUAUAAACUCAUACGUUCUGCCAUCGAAUAGUUCCAUGCCGUUUGAGUAUAGAAACUGCUCUAUUUUUAAGGAUAACCCUUUAGUGCAACUAAGACAGCCUUUUAUUAUGGUUAAGAUAGGUUGGAAAGUACCAUUAGAGCCGAGCUGUAGUGCAUCCGCAGACUGUCAUCCUUGGCCUCAUACUUCGUGUAAAGCCAAAAAAGGCGGUACUAGGAGGUGUAUGUGUGGACCAAGUUUUCAUUGGGAUGGCUCGGAUUUGAAAUGUGUCAAAGCGGUUUUACAUAUGAAGAUUUUGAUUCCUUGCGUAGCUGUUCCUCUCGCACUUUUUUUUCUUUGUGGCGUAUUCUAUAUAUAUGAUCACAAGCAUAGAAGAAGGAUUGCUAAAUAUGAAGGCUCUAUCGAGUUCAAGGGAGACGAUUCUGAAGGCGUAGAUGUUCCUUUUUUCAGUUGGAGAGUUAUACAAGCAGCUACAAGCAAUUUUGCUGAUGCAAAUAUGCUUGGAACAGGAGGAUUUGGUUCCGUGUUCAGGGGAAAACUUCCGGAUGGAAAGGAAAUCGCUGUCAAGAGGCUCUCAAGUGUAUCGACACAAGGUGUAGCGGAGUUUAGGACCGAGGUUGUAUUAAUCGCUAAACUUCAGCAUCGGAACCUUGUACGACUACUAGGAUAUUGUGUGAAAGCAGACGAGAACAUUUUAAUAUACGAAUACAUGCUUAAUGGAAGCCUACACACAUGCUUGUUUGACCAAAAUUUUUCUGUGUACUUGGAUUGGGAGAAGCGUUUUAACAUCAUAUUCGGCAUAGCUAGAGGCCUUGUCUAUCUUCACCAAGACUCGAGAUGUAGAAUCAUACAUCGAGAUUUGAAACCAAGCAACAUUUUACUUGACGAGGAGCUUAAUCCUAAGAUUUCAGAUUUUGGUGUAGCAAGGAUUAUUGGAAGAAAAGAAACGGAGCUAAACACUAACAAAGUUGUCGGAACAUAUGGUUAUAUGCCUCCGGAGUAUGCUUGUGAGGGAUUUUUUUCGAUCAAAUCGGAUGUUUUUAGCUUUGGCGUGGUUGUAUUAGAGAUUGUAAGUGGCAUAAGGAACUCAAGAAUGGCAGUAUUUGAGGAAGGACUCAGUCUACUAGGACAUGCAUGGAGAUUAUGGACUGAAGAUAAAGGUUUGGAAUUCAUAGACCCAACACUAAAAGAAUCAUGCAAUCCAAUUGAAGUCUUAGCAUGCAUUCGUGUAGCUUUGUUAUGCGUACAAGAUGAUCCUGCUGAUCGUCCUACCAUGCCAAAUGUAGUACUGAUGCUCAGCGAUGGAGGUGAUUCAACCGAUUCAGUUCCUAAAAAACCAGCUUAUUAUACAAGGACAUCAUCAUCUGAGGUUGCUUCAUCUUCCAGUUGUGUAGGUGCUCAACCAUAUCAAAGUGUCAAGGAUGCCAUACGGGUACUUCGAGGAAAAAUGAAGAGUCCAAGCAACGUAUAGGGCAAUGGCAUUUUGUUGUUGUAUGAUUCCCUUCGAAUUGUUUCAUGUUUUUCUUUUUUGUUGCACCUUUUGCUACUUCAAAGUACCUGAGGUAUCAGGUAUGAGUUGCUUUUGUGACAAAUGCUGGGUUUAUUUAUCUGCUAUAAAUGUAAAGCAGUAACUAACUAGCUAAGCUUCAAGAUCUCAUGGGCAAGCUCAAUUUCUUGGUUGAGAUUGGUGGCUAUGACUCAAUACUGAUUACUGAAUGAAUUUGAUCAGGUGGAACUUUCAGUCGAGCUAUGGAUAAAUAAGGUCUUUUUUCAUGGAGAAAUCAUAUAUUGGUAUAAUGGUAUCAGUUAAGAAUGAAUACUCUAUUUUGUUUAUCUUUCAUUUUGUUUCACAUGGUGAAAAUUGAACAAUAGUACAAUACCCAUUAUAUGUUGUGUUCAUUUAUACUCCAUUUU
Messenger RNA from Amaranthus tricolor (Joseph's coat), 3791 nucleotides. Its product is annotated as G-type lectin S-receptor-like serine/threonine-protein kinase At4g03230. NCBI's taxonomy places the organism in Eukaryota, Viridiplantae, Streptophyta, Magnoliopsida, Caryophyllales, Amaranthaceae. The record is from RefSeq and is a predicted model, not a curated record. Gene Ontology annotation, molecular function: protein binding; ATP binding; protein kinase activity. Gene Ontology annotation, biological process: protein phosphorylation; recognition of pollen. Bases 1 to 3348 code for a protein of 1115 amino acids. The transcript is spliced from 12 exons.